Molecule: messenger RNA, 3334 nt
Organism: Arabidopsis arenosa
Lineage: Eukaryota; Viridiplantae; Streptophyta; Magnoliopsida; Brassicales; Brassicaceae
Source: the annotation of a GenBank genome assembly
AACCCUUCUUCUCCGGCGUAAACCUUUGCUCUAUCUCUUGUUAAAAACCCUAGUUUCGUCUUCAGCUUCGUAUUUAGCGAUGCUUCCACACUCGUACACCGUCGAUUCGCUUUCGCAAUCUCAAGACCUAGCUUCGGCUAUACUCUCAGCUUCCACACCGUCGAAUAUCUCCGCUGCUUGCUCUUCCGUCGAAUCGUUUCUUCACUCACAUACGCCUGAUCAGUGUCGCCAUUUCUUCUCUGUUACUUUUCCGAGUUUAAUUUGUAAGAUCUUCGGUUUCGGCGACGCAACCGCAGCAUCUCCGGCGCAGUCUUCUUCGUUGCGGCCGAAUGGUUGGAUCGAUGUAAUCUCGGCGGCUAACGAUUUGGAUUUAGCGGAGAGAGUAUUCAAUCUCUUAUCCCCCAGUGGAAUACUUAUGAGCUCAAUCUUUGCUGUUGAUAAGUUAGCUCUUGUUAAGUACGUUUUCCCGACGGAACGUUUACCGGAGUAUGCUCGAUUCAUGCUCUCCAGCGAGAAGGAUCGAAGCGCGUUAUCGAAUCUGUGUCCCUUUUUGAAAGGUAAAAUUGAGGAGGAUUCACUUCGUGGUUCAUUGUAUGAAGUUAGGCUAAAUGUUUUUGAGUAUUACAUGUUUUGGCUCUCUUAUUAUCCGGUUUGUAGAGGAAACAAUGAGAGUUCAGCUGUGAAUCCUAUCCAAAAGAAAAAGAUGUUUAAGCUAGAGAAUUGGACACUUAUCAAAGGUUUUCCAGGGAGUAACAAGCGUGAUUCUGAUCACAAAUUGGAGUGUAAUCUCUACAUAAGGCUUCUUUACUCUUAUUUGAAAGCAUUUGUUCCUGUUUUUGACUUAAACGCACACCAGCCUUAUCGUAGUUCUCUUUUGCAUUACGGAAAUGGGUAUGAUGGGUCAGUGAUGACAAGAGCUGAGUUCUUGGUGAAUGUGUUUGUGCAUUAUUGGCUUGUUGAGAAUGACUUCUCACCGUUUCCUGUUGUUACGGCUAAAUCUUUUGGUGUGGCUCCUCCUUUCCGUUCUGCUGUGGAGGAGAUUCCACCUACUUGUGGGUUGGAAGAAGUAGUUAAGUUGCUUGUCAAGUAUCUGAAUUUGAGCUGGGUUACAAGUGGUGUUGGGAGUGAAAGCUACAUUGAGUAUGGCGAGAGUCCACGGUGGAAGACACCGACUUCAGGAUCGUCAUUCCAUGUUGCGAAUUUGAGCAUUAGGCCUCUCACUUCCUGGAAUACCCAUUUACAGAGGCCGCUCUAUCGUUAUAUAUUGAGGAGUUUCUUAUUCUGUCCCAUAGGAAGCUCAGUUAAGAAUGUAUCUCAGGUUUUCUCCAUCUGGGUUACGUACCUGGAACCAUGGAUGAUCAGUUUGGAUGAUUUCUCAGAUCUUGAAGCUGCUUUAAAUGGAUCUGUAGUGAAAAAGGAGGAGUCUUAUGAAUCACGCGUUUGUGGAUACACGUCUUUGUGGCAGAGCUAUGUGAUAUCCAAUUAUCUCUACUACAGUUCUCUGGUCAUGCAUUUUAUUGGCUUUGCGCACAAGUUCCUUCACACUGAUCCAGAAAUAAUAACUCAGAUGGUUCUGAAGGUGAUGAGUACAUUGACAUCGUCAAAAGAGCUUUUGGUUCUGAUGAAGAAUAUUGAUAAAGCCUUUCACUCUAAACAAACUGGACCAGGAAACUCAAAAGUGAACGAAUUGUCUAGAUUUGCUCCAUCUAUCCGUGAGCAGUUGAAGGAUUGGGAAGAUGGGUUGUGUGAGAGCAACGCUGAUGGUUCAUUCUUGCAUGAAAACUGGAACAAAGACUUGAAACUCUUUAGUGAUGGUGAAGAUGGCGGACAACAACUGCUUCAGCUAUUCAUACUGCGGGCAGAAGCCGAACUGCAAACUGUAUCCGAGAAAAACCUCACAGAGGCCCUUAAGUGUGUAGAUUCACUAAAAUCAGCGGUUUUAAACUUCUUUGGCGGGCAUGUCAUAAAACCAAUCGCUUUUUCCCUAGAGCCGGACAAUCCUCAGAAAAACCGUGACGAGCUCUUCAAGCCACGUGGUGCUGGCAACCAAAUAGCAGGGAUUGUGAAGUACAAAGGGGACUGGAUGACCCGUCCGGUUUCAGAAGACGAGGUUGCAUGGAUGGCCAAACUCCUAAUCAACAUCUCUAUCUGGCUCAAUGAACGCCUCGGGCUGAACAAAUCUGAGACCAACAAAGACAAGAAAGAGAAUUCAGAGUCAGUGUCAUAUGUAGACAUAUCAGGGGAAGAUGUGGCAAACGUUGGUGGACCUGGAGAUGCUGCAAGGAUGUUGUUGCGAGGGGUGGUGAUGGUAUGUGGUACGGUGUUGCAGCUGAUGAGAAGAUUUGGGAUCUUCUCUGCGGUCUUCACCACUAUGGCCGCACCGUUUUUUUCAACUCCAUUUCAGCCUUAUGUCUACCAGAGUCAACAAGAUACUAUUACACCUUUCCAGAUUUUGGGUGGUGAAUCCCAAGUUGUUCAGAUAAUGUUAAAGUCAGAGGAGAAAGUCAUUGCUAAGCCUGCUUCCAUGUGCUACAUGUCUGGCUCUAUCGAGAUGGAAAAUACGUACACUCCUGAACAAGAAGUUGGAGUUUUGCAGUGGAUUUUAGGCAAGAGUGUAAGCAGUGUAGUUCUUCGGAAUACUGGGCAAAACGACGGAUUUGUUGGUAUUGCUGCACCUUAUUUGGCUAGGAUUCUCCCGAUCGAUUUGGCAAUGUUUGGAGGUGAGAUCUUAUGCCAGCCAGAUGCAUUCCUUUGUUCCGUCCAUGAUGUGAAGAUUGUCAACUCUGUUGACCAGAGGCCAAGAAACAUUGUUGCCGCUGGUGCAGAGGGAUUUCUGAGACAACGCCUAUCUGGACAAGGUCUUGCUUUUAUCCUCGCAGGUGGCUCUGUUGUACAAAAAGUUCUGGAGGUAGGAGAAGUUCUCUCAAUUGACGUGUCCUGUAUCGCUGCUCUCACACCCUCAAUUGAUGUCCAAAUCAAAAACAAUGCUCCUUUGAGACGAGCAGUAUUCGGGGGUGAUAACGUAGUAAUGGCGACUCUGACGGGGCCAGGCAUUGUCUUCAUCCAAAGCUUACCAUUUCAUCGGCUCUCGCAGCGUAUUGCAAGGUCGGUGACGUCGCCAAACAUGAGAGAGAAUCCAAAACUGUUAAUACAGAUAGCAAUAUUUGCAUUCCUCGCAUACGCAGUGAUUCUAUCAUCGUUGAUCUUAACCGAAGUUUAAAAGCAGAGAGAUAGAAAGAAUUGAGUUGAUUUUCUCCGACCAACAAACUAACGUUGUAAUUGUUCAGUUAGCUCGGGUUUGGACUUUUGGAUAGAAUGAAGAUGAAUGAUACAC